AUGGAGUUUGACAGAGAAGCAGAUAAACACCUCAAAUUCAAGACUACCAAAGGUGUGCCGGUGGUGGCCUCCUUUGAAGAGAUGAAUCUGAAGGAAGACUUGCUGCGUGGUAUCUAUGGGUAUGGUUUUGAGGCACCAUCAGCUAUUCAGUCAAGAGCCAUCAUGCAAAUCCUCACCGGUAAGGAUACUAUAGCACAGGCCCAAUCAGGAACCGGUAAGACUGCCACAUUUUCCAUUGGGAUGCUGAAUGUUGUCGACACAAAGAAAAAGGAUACUCAGGCCAUUGUUUUAUCUCCAACGAGAGAGUUAGCUGUGCAGAUCAACAACGUAAUACAAAAUUUGGGAGACUAUAUGAACAUCCACACUUAUGCUUGUAUUGGUGGUACAAGUGUGGGAGAGGAUUUAAAGAAAUUGCAAAAAGGUCAACACAUAGUUAGUGGUACUCCAGGAAGAGUCUGUGAUAUGAUAAAAAGGCGAAACUUGAACGUUAGGAAUGUUAAAAUGUUAGUCCUGGAUGAGGCCGAUGAGCUGAUGACAAAGGGAUUUCAAGAGCAGAUUUAUGACAUUUACAAAACUCUUCCGCCUUCCACUCAGGUGGUGGUUGUUAGUGCGACUUUAACUAAAGAGGUUCUAGUAAUGACGAAUAAGUUCAUGAAUGAUCCUGUCAAAAUCUUGGUGAAGAGGGAUGAAGUGAGUUUGGAAGGAAUUAGACAAUUCUACAUUCAGUGUGAAAAGGAGGAAUGGAAGUUUGAUACACUGUGUGAUCUAUAUGACUCUUUGACAGUGACCCAAGCAGUGAUUUUCUGUAACACCAAGAAGAAGGUCGAUUGGCUGACCGAACAUUUGCGAAAGGCUAACUUCACGGUUGUAUCAAUGCAUGGAGACAUGAAACAGGAGGACAGAGACAGAAUUAUGAAUGAAUUUAGAUUGGGUAAUUCCAGAGUAUUGAUUUCCACCGAUGUAUGGGCUAGAGGAAUCGAUGUCCAGCAAGUUUCCUUAGUAAUCAACUAUGAUAUUCCUUUUGCCAAGGAAAACUAUAUCCAUCGAAUUGGUAGGUCUGGUAGAUUUGGAAGAAAAGGUAUGGCUGUGAAUCUAGUAACCGAGGAGGAUAUUGGAGAACUUCAUGCCAUUGAAAAAUACUAUUCGAAAAAAAUUGAGGAGAUGCCGGCAAACUUCAGUGAUUUGGUUUAA
Komagataella phaffii GS115 is the source of this 1191-nucleotide messenger RNA. RefSeq names its product Nucleolar protein required for maturation of 18S rRNA. Gene Ontology annotation, cellular component: nucleolus; catalytic step 2 spliceosome. The transcript has a single exon. The coding region runs from base 1 to 1191 and encodes 396 amino acids. Lineage: Eukaryota; Fungi; Ascomycota; Pichiomycetes; Pichiales; Pichiaceae. The record is from RefSeq and is a predicted model, not a curated record. Gene Ontology annotation, molecular function: RNA helicase activity; mRNA binding; ATP binding.